AUUCCGAGGCGAGGAGUGAAGCGGGGAGGCUGCGUGUGUGAGGAGCUAGGCAGCAAGCAGCUGACGAGGAGGAGUAAAGUAGCAAUAGCUGCACAGCUUUCUCUCUGCCUCUGAAGUACAAUAUUUUCUGUUGAGUCACAACUGAAGAGAAGGAUGAAGUUUUAACUGUACUUGGUACUGCCUGAGAAAGGGAAAAGAUGCACUGUGGUGCUGAACUAAUGAAUUUCUGCUGAGGGAUACCCCUGGAAGCCGACAGGAUUUCUGCAUUUUUGGCUUUUACAUUCAUUGGCUUCUGCUGUUUUUUGCUUUUUGGAUUUUUAGUAGCUCUUUGCAUUUUUUUUCUUCGCCGUUCAAAAUAUGCCUUCAACUUUACGUGAUUUCUCAUCCUACUGCUGCUGUGGAACAGGAUACUCUCGGUGCCUUUAACAUUGUUUUCCCUCUUACCUGAGAUGGGACACCAACAAUAUGUUUAUAAUCUCCAUGGGGAAAGUUCACUCUCUGGUGAACCUUUAAUAAGAUUAGGAAUCCUGCAGGACUUGUUUUUUCUAUGAGAACAAGCUAUUGUAUUCUGUAGUUUUCUAUUAAUUCUAUACAUUUCCUUUACAUUUUAGCCUUGUAUUUUAUUUUGAACCAGCAAGCUGCUUCGUGACAGAGUAAAAACUGGAUGCGAGUUGUGCAUUAGGAAGUGAUUGAUGUGUGCUUGUGCAGCUUGUGGCACUAUGAGAAGCACAGGUGCUGAUGUUUGCUAGAAGUAGAUUGAAAAGGCAAGAAAAUGAAAUUGUGCUUCUGCUCAGAAAACCUGUUGUAAAACUGUGGGGCAGGAAGCAAUUCCGCAAACAAAAACUCCACUUGUUUCUGCGGGACAAAAUGAAGAGGUUUCUUCAAGGCCAGGUAGAUGAGAAUCCAAACCACGCUCAUCACUGCCAGCUCUCCCCAGUGGAGAUAGAAACGGACAUGUUUGUUUGUGGAAUGAAGAGGAGCUCAGCGAGCACUGAAUUUUCUGCUGCUGGAGGGGACUUCCGUCAGGAUGGAGGACGUGAUUCCAAAGGAGUGAGCGAAGUGUGUGUUGGUGAGGUGGAACUGAACUGGGAUCGUUAUGUGAAAAUACCGUGCUCCGUCCAACAGAACAAGAAGGAUUUACAGGGAACUUCUUCUGAUAGUACAAUGCAGACCUCUUCUGAAAGAAAGGGCAGAGUGUCUGAGGGACAGGACCUUUCUUCCCUGAGCGUUACCAUGAGCUGGAAGGAGGUAGCUGAAAGGAAGGAUUACUUUUUCCAGGAAACCCCCGCCACAUACAAGAGUCGUAGACGGCAAUCGAAAGAUCGCUCAGCUGACGUGGUUGAUUAUAUUGUUAAAGAGCUCCAGGGAAUAAGUCGCAUCCAGACAGAGAUUGCAGAGCUCCGGGAGCAUCUCACGUUGAUAAAAGGCUCUGUGGAUGAAGUUUCCAGCUGCGUGGACACAGUCUUGAGUGAGAUAGAAGGCCUGCAAAGUGGUUCCACAAGCAAAACCCAGGGUACACAUGCUCGGGAGUCAAGUAAGGAGGUACACAAGGAAGAACCAGUAUUGUAUUUUUAUGGCAUCCCAGAAGAAGAUGGUGAGAACACACUAGAGCUUAUCUGUAACUUCUUGUCUGAGUAUCACUGUUUCAAUGGUAUCCAGUACAGUAAGUAUAUAAAAGAUGCUUAUAGAUCAAAUAUUGGAACAGGCAAGCCACUAACUCCAAGACCAGCAGUUGUGAAACUUGUCAGUUGUGAACAGAGAGACUUUAUUUUACAGAAGUCUGCCCUUCUGCAAAGCUCAGGGGUCCGGGUUGCAACCAGUGAAGAGCAGAAGCAUAAGAGUGGCCAAAGGGGCCACAAAACAGAUUCAGUCUCUUCACAGUCUGGCUUCAAGAAGAACCAUAGCAGCUCAGUGGAUCCUGAUGGAGGUGGGCACCUUCGAACGGACUCAGGCCAGGUUAAGAAUAAAAGCACGAGCAAGAAAACACAGUGUGUAGGGGAGAGACUUGAUUCUGUGCAGAAAUCAACCUUGACUAAGAAAAGCAACUUGGUACCUGAAAGUGGGAAGGAAGCACAGCCAAUAAGCUGCAGUGAGCAGCCUUCAGAUGACAGUGAUGUUCACCAGGCCCUUCAUGAAUCUCUGCAAAACCCACAGGUGAGCAGUUUGACCAAAUUAACUGAUGGAAAUUACUGCUGCUCAUCUGACUCUUCAGGUCAUGCAAGCCAGAUAUCUGCUUCAAGCAAUAGCAGCGAGCACAAGCUUGACACUGAAAGUAUCACUGAGAAUUGUUCUUCCCUUCUAGAUAAAGAUGAAGGGAUAACCACGGAAGAGAUUGAAAUAGAUGGUGAUACUCCAUGCAAACUCACCAGUGUGGAGAAAGCUGAUAUUCAAAGAGAAGAUGUUUCUAGUGGGGUGACAACUAUUAGCUAUGAUCAUACAACAGAUGAAAUGGCUGACAGUAGUGACAGUUUGAAGGAUAUGAUCCAAAUGGACCUGAAUGAUCAAGAUCCAACUGAUCAGGUCUUUAGGGAUGUCCUGGAAAAUUCCCAGUAUUUCCUUGACCAUUCCCGGGACAACAUUGAUCUUGUAGACAUGAAGUUUUACACUAAUAAGCUUGGGAAAGCUAUUCAUCACUUCAGGUCUGCUCUGCAGGUGGUGUUUCACAAACUGGAGACAAGUGAUUCUGAAGCCCUUCUAGAAGAUGAUAGUGGCUUACAGAUGGAUGAUGACAAUACCCUGAUGCUGACCAGUUCAGGUAUGUGUGGCAGCUCUGACAACUUUGCUGAAACCCCUCCUAGUCAGUCCUCUGAGAGCCAGGCAAACACAACUGCCAACAGUGAAGCAUCUGGUCAGGUGCAGCUUGUUCCUUCCAGCCUUUCCUCUGUUCCACAUGAACCUCCUGCCUCAAGUGCGAUGCCAUCAUCUGAGUGUGAAAUCCCCGCUGGGCAGUGCUUACCUCCUGAGGAGCCGGGGGGAGAUGUGAACUCUCUACCUGAGCCAGCAAAGGACUGCAGACCCAUGAGCCUCGACAAGGUGUGCGCAGAGACCAUCUACCUGAACAAAUGCAUCAACAAUUUCAAAAAUGUGCUGAGGGAAAAGAGGCAGAUGCGUAGGAGACUCUUAAAAGAAUUAGCACAGGAAGGAAACUGGAUUUCUGCUGAGGAGACAAAUUCAGAAGGAGGUAGAGGAGAGCUCCAGGGUCAAGAUGAGGCUGAUCCAUCAAAACCACCGUGGCUCAAAGGAGGGCCUGCAGGUGGUCUCUAUGGCAUCGAUAGCAUGCCCGAUCUGCGCAAAAAGAAGCCAAUUCCACUUGUCAGUGAUCUGUCACUGGUUCAGUCCCGGAAAGCCGGAAUUACCUCAGCAAUGGCCACUAGAACAUCUCUCAAAGAUGAAGAGCUGAAAUCUCAUGUCUAUAAGAAGACCUUGCAAGCCUUAAUUUACCCCAUCUCAUGUACAACCCCGCACAACUUUGAAGUGUGGACAGCCACAACCCCUACCUACUGCUACGAAUGUGAGGGGCUGCUGUGGGGUAUUGCACGGCAGGGAAUGCGCUGUGGAGAAUGUGGAGUCAAGUGCCAUGAGAAGUGCCAAGACUUGCUCAACGCUGACUGCUUACAGAGAGCAGCAGAGAAGAGCUCGAAGCAUGGAGCUGAAGACCGAACGCAGAAUUUCAUCAUGGCAAUGAAGGAUCGCAUGAAAAUCCGGGAGCGGAACAAGCCAGAGAUCUUUGACUUGAUUAGAGAUGUGUUCUGUGAGAGCAAAUUGACACAUGCUCAGCAGAUGAAGACAGUGAAGCAGAGCGUGCUUGAUGGCACCUCAAAAUGGUCAGCAAAGAUCACUAUCACAGUGGUGUGUGCUCAGGGUCUGCAGGCUAAAGACAAGACUGGGUCCAGCGAUCCGUAUGUAACCGUUCAAGUGGGUAAAACAAAGAAGAGGACAAAAACGAUUUUUGGGAAUCUGAACCCUGUAUGGGAAGAGAAGUUUUACUUUGAGUGCCAUAAUUCUUCUGACCGAAUCAAGGUGCGAGUCUGGGAUGAAGAUGAUGACAUCAAAUCUCGUGUCAAGCAGAGACUGAAGCGCGAGUCAGAUGAUUUCCUGGGGCAGACAAUCAUUGAAGUCCGUACUCUUAGUGGAGAAAUGGAUGUGUGGUACAACCUUGAAAAGCGAACAGAUAAGUCUGCAGUGUCUGGGGCUAUUCGCCUACAAAUCAGCGUGGAGAUCAAAGGCGAGGAGAAGGUGGCUCCAUAUCAUAUUCAGUACACUUGCCUUCAUGAGAACCUCUUUCACCAUCUCACAGACGUGCAAGGGAACGGGGUGGUGAAGAUCCCUGAUGCCAAAGGAGAUGAUGCCUGGAAGGUGUAUUUUGAUGAGACAGCUCAAGAGAUAGUGGAUGAAUUCGCAAUGCGUUACGGCAUUGAAUCUAUAUACCAGGCCAUGACGCAUUUUGCAUGUCUCUCCUCUAAAUACAUGUGCCCAGGCGUGCCAGCUGUGAUGAGCACCUUACUUGCCAAUAUCAAUGCUUAUUAUGCGCACACCACUGCCUCCACGAAUGUGUCUGCUUCGGACCGGUUUGCAGCCUCCAAUUUUGGGAAAGAGCGGUUUGUGAAGCUUCUGGACCAGCUUCAUAAUUCCCUUCGGAUUGAUCUCUCAAUGUACAGGAACAACUUCCCAGCCAGCAGCCGGGAACGGCUGCAGGACCUGAAGUCUACAGUGGAUUUGCUGACCAGCAUCACUUUUUUCAGGAUGAAGGUCCAAGAGCUGCAGAGUCCACCUCGAGCCAGCCAGGUUGUGAAGGACUGUGUGAAAGCUUGCCUCAACUCCACCUAUGAGUACAUUUUCAACAACUGUCACGAGCUGUACAGUCGCGAGUACCAGACGGAUCCUAACAAAAAUCAGGACCUUCCUCCUGAGGAACAGGGCCCUAGCAUCAGGAACCUGGAUUUCUGGCCCAAGCUCAUCACUUUGAUAGUUUCCAUCAUAGAAGAGGACAAGAAUUCUUAUACCCCAGUCCUGAAUCAGUUUCCUCAGGAGCUUGCUGUUGGGAAGAUCAGUGCAGAGGUGAUGUGGAGUCUUUUUGCCCAGGAUAUGAAAUAUGCCAUGGAAGAGCAUGAGAAACACAGACUGUGUAAAAGUGCAGACUAUAUGAAUCUACACUUCAAAGUGAAGUGGCUGUAUAAUGAAUAUGUUCGUGAUCUGCCUGCCUUCAAGGGAAAAGUGCCUGAAUAUCCAGCGUGGUUUGAGCAGUUUGUGAUGCAGUGGCUGGAUGAAAAUGAAGAUGUUUCCUUAGAAUUCCUGCAUGGUGCUCUGGAGAGAGAUAAAAAAGAUGGGUUCCAGCAAACAUCCGAGCAUGCUCUGUUCUCCUGCUCAGUGGUGGAUGUCUUCACCCAGCUCAAUCAGAGCUUUGAGAUCAUUAAGAAGCUGGAGUGCCCAGACCCUGUCAUUGUUGCUCAUUAUAAUAGGAGGUUUGCUAAGACUAUUGGGAAAGUGCUGAUGCAGUAUGCUGACAUUCUCUCCAAGACCUUCCAGUCCUACUGUUCGAAGGAGAAACUGCCCUGCAUCCUGAUGAAUAAUGUCCAACAGCUGAGGGUGCAACUAGAGAAGAUGUUUGAAGCCAUGGGUGGUAAAGAGUUGGAUGCAGAAGCAAGUGACCAUCUCAAAGAGCUCCAGGUGAAGCUGAACAAUGUUUUGGAUGAGCUGAGUGCUGUGUUUGGUAACAGCUUUCAGACUCGUAUUGAUGAGUGUGUCAAGCAAAUGUCUGAUAUCCUCUGUCAAGUGAAAGGGACAGGAAAUGUUGCUGCUAAUGCCAGAAACACAGUUGCACAAGAUGCAGAUAAUGUCCUGAGGCCAUUGAUGGAUUUCCUGGAUGGAAACCUGACACUGUUCGCAACCGUGUGUGAAAAGACAGUGUUGAAGAGGGUGCUGAAAGAGCUCUGGAGGGUAGUAAUGAAUACCAUGGAGAAACUGAUUGUGCUGCCUCCUCUGACAGAUCAUACGGGCACACAGUUGAUUUUCAGUGCUGCUAAGGAACUGGGACACUUGUCAAAGCUGAAGGUAUUGUUCUGCAUGGCUUGCGUUAAUGUCCAUGUGUGUAAGCAUGGAAGUUUAGUAGCAUGUAGCUUGUCCUGUGCUUCCAGUGGUUUGUCGCUGAAUGCAGUCAUAGAGAAAUGCCUUUAAAUGCAUUACAUGUGC
Molecule: messenger RNA, 6189 nt
Organism: Neopsephotus bourkii (Bourke's parrot)
Lineage: Eukaryota; Metazoa; Chordata; Aves; Psittaciformes; Psittacidae
Gene: UNC13B
Product: unc-13 homolog B
Exons: 27
Coding region: 739-6174 (1811 amino acids)
Biological process (GO): dense core granule priming; synaptic vesicle maturation; presynaptic dense core vesicle exocytosis
Cellular component (GO): presynaptic active zone cytoplasmic component; synaptic vesicle membrane; presynaptic membrane
Molecular function (GO): calcium ion binding; diacylglycerol binding; syntaxin-1 binding
Source: RefSeq, a predicted model, not a curated record